CGGGACUUCACUUCGAGUGACAGGAAAAUAAGAUAUUGGAUGAGGAAAGUAGUCUGAAGGGGGAAUUUAGAGCGGGAUUAUGCAGAGCAGUUGCUUCCACACAUAUGCCUUAAUCUGGCUACUGCAAGGUGUAAUCUGCUUGGAAAUUUCUGCGCUUCAGAGCUUAGAAUUUGACUCCAUAUUACCAGACAACAUACAAGCGUACGACAACUUACAGCCUCCUAGAGAUAAAGGGAAAGCCACAGUUGUACGUUUCCAUGUUACUGUUUUAAGCAUAGAUACAAUAGAUGAAGGCUCAAUGACGUACGUCGCAGACAUUUUUAUGUCCCAGAGCUGGAAAGACCACCGACUCUUAUUGCCAGAGAACAUGACGACCAAAUAUCGUCUGCUGCCCAUCAGCUGGCUGAAGAAGAUGUGGCGGCCGGAUUCCUUCUUUAAGAAUGCCAAGAAAGUCACCUUCCAGGAGAUGACCAUACCGAACCACUACAUUUGGCUUUACAGUGAUAAAACAAUCCUUUAUAUGGUCAAACUGACUUUGUUGCUGUCUUGUGCGAUGAAGUUUGAAUCAUAUCCACACGACACGCAAACUUGCACAAUGAAAAUUGAAAGUUUAUCCUAUACGACGGAUGAUUUGGUGUUCGACUGGGAGAAAGAUGUUCCCUUAGUUGUAGAUGAAUCAAUAGAGCUUCCUCAGCAUAACCUCGUGGAGACCAAGCUCGGAGAUUGCACCCAAGAAUAUUCCACAGGCAAUUUCACGUGCAUCGAAGUGUCUUUCCGCCUGAAACGAAGGCUUGGCUAUUACCUGUUCCACACCUACAUCCCAACCUGCCUGAUCGUCAUCAUGUCCUGGAUAUCCUUCUGGAUCAAGGCCGAGGCCGUUCCCGCCAGAGUCACCCUCUGCGUCACCUCCCUGCUCACCCUGUCCACCCAGCACGCGCAGUCGCAGAAGUCGCUUCCCCCCGUUUCCUACAUCAAGGCCAUCGACAUCUUCAUGUCUUCGUGCACCGUCUUCGUGUUCGCCUCGCUGAUGGAGUAUGCCCUGGUCAACAUUCUCAUGGGAGAGGCCGGCGAUGGAGGCCACCAGGAUCUCUGCACCAUCGAAAAAGUUCUGCCCAAUGAUGCUGUCAUUGUGACCAAAUUGCUGAACCGAGAGGAUUCGACUCAGCAACUGCCCAACGGCAACAAAUCGCGCCUGUCAUCGAUUACCAUUCGUCCGAACCGCCAUCAGCAGUGGGCCAUCUGCAUCGACAAAGUUUCUCGGGUGACCUUCCCGCUGCUCUUCCUCCUGCUCAAUGCCGCCUAUUGGUCUUUCUACCUAAUUCUUGAAUAA
This is a messenger RNA of Uloborus diversus, 1330 nucleotides long. Its product is annotated as glycine receptor subunit alpha-2-like. The record is from RefSeq and is a predicted model, not a curated record. The transcript has 9 exons. Gene Ontology annotation, biological process: chloride transmembrane transport; nervous system process; chemical synaptic transmission. Gene Ontology annotation, cellular component: synapse; neuron projection; membrane. Gene Ontology annotation, molecular function: transmembrane signaling receptor activity; neurotransmitter receptor activity; chloride channel activity. Bases 80 to 1330 code for a protein of 416 amino acids. NCBI's taxonomy places the organism in Eukaryota, Metazoa, Arthropoda, Arachnida, Araneae, Uloboridae.